AUGUCGACGCACUCAGUCACCCCCGCGCUCUCAGCGGUCACUCUAUGUGGACCCAAGUCUAGGGCGAUCAACCCCGUCGCUCCCGUGACUAGGGCUGGAGCCGAUUCUCUCCGUCUCAAGAAGGUGUUUACCGGUACUGCCCUUCGUCGUGCGACGCUGCGAAGCACGCGUCGCCAAAUCCCAGCGGCGGUUCGCGCGCACGGCCACGGUCACUCCCACGGGGAUGGGGGCCACGAGCACGGCCAAGACUACGACGACAAAGACGACGUCAACAUCCACAGCCACACAUGGCCCCCCAAGGCUGGUGAAACCUGGAAGAACUUCAAGCCCGUCGAAAAGAGGGAGCCCGGUGACAGGCUCGCCGAGGUCCUCGACGUCAUCCGCAACGCCAAGUACGAGAGCAUCUCCAGGAAUCAAGGCCGUGACGACCUGGCCAUGAGGCUUGCUGCUGCGGAGCAGGAGAACGAGAAGCUCACUGAGGAGGUGAAGAAGCAACAGGCCAUAAACGAUAAGGCGGCGCAUGAGCUGCUGAAGGAUGCGGAGGAGCUCGCGUUCAUGUCCAUGCGACUGGAGAACCUCGAGAGGGAGGCCGAGGCUCUCAAGGACCUCAACGUCAAGCUUGUCGAGGCUGCAGACCAGCUCGCAGUCAUGGUCGGCAACAACGAUGUGGCAUCCACCACCGCCACCCACCUGGACCAUGACCUCACGGCGCUGCGCAUGGAGGCUGACUCCGCCAAGGACGCGCUCGCCACCGCGGAGGCGCGGGCCGCGGCUGAGCGAUCCGAUCUCAUCGCGCGCAUCAGGACGCUGGAGAUUGACCUCGCCGAGGCUGAGGGCGAGGCGGAGGAGGCUGCGGAAGUCGGCGCCAUGGUCAUCGGCGGAGCCGCCACGGCCGGUGCCGAGCUCGAGAAGGCCCGCCUCACCGUCGAGAAGCUAUCCGCGCUCGCCAAACGAAGGGGCGACGAGCUCCUCGCGGCUGAGGCUGCUGCCUCUGCCGCCGCGCGUGAGGUUGCCUCGCUCAAAGAGCAGCUCGCCAACUCCUCCGCCGGAACCGGCCAUCUGGCGCGUGUACGCGAGCUCGAGGUACUCAUGUCCGAGAUGCUCACCGCGGAGGAGGCGAACAUACUCGAGGCGAGGAUAAGGGAGCUCGAGAUCAUCAUGGCGGACAUGAUCGAGCCCGAGGAGCUCGACGCCGCGCUCGCCAGGAUCAGGAGCCUCGAGAUUGUGAUGGCGGACAUGGUUGACGCCGAGGAACUCGAGGCUGCGGAGGCGAGGGCAACCGAGAUGGAGGCGAGGGCGGCGGCCCUCGAGGUCGAGGCGGACCGCCUCAGGGCCCGCGUUAGGGCGCUCGAGGCUGAGAUGGCGGGAAUGUCCUACGACGACGGCGAGGACCUCGCAGUCGCACCCGUGGAGCCGCGCAAGGGUGGCACGUUCAAGCGCAGGUCCGGGCAGUUCAUCAUGCGUAAGUUCGACUUCGCCGCGGUGAAGGCGAAGACGGCUCCCGUUAAGGCCUUCAAGCGCUCCGGCACUUUCAGCCUGCGCAGGAUGAAGUUCUCGCCCAAGGCUGCAGCGACGAGCGCGGCUCCCGCGAAGAAGGUGGAGAGGAGCGUGGAAGAGCCCGUGGUGUUCAACUUUGAACAGAAAAAACCUGGGUUCAAGCGUACUCCCGGUACGUUCACGAAGCGCAAGCUUUCCUUCGGAGAGCCGAAGGUUGUGGCCUCCGAGCCAUCCACGUUCAGGCGCUCGGGAACUUUCACCCUGCGCAAGUUUGACUUCGCUGCAGUCAGGGCCAAAACUGCCCCGGCCAAAGCUUUCAAGCGCUCCGGCGUCUUCAGCCUGCGCAAGAUGAAGUUCACGGUGAGGCCCGCGCAGCCCACGAGCGGCGCCGGCUUCACUCGUAAGUCUGGACAGUUCACCAUGCGCAAGUUUGACUUUGUCGCUGCCAAGGUCAAGGCGCAGGAGGGCAAGUCUUUCAAGCGCGGUGGCAACUUCACCCUUCGCAAGAUGAACUUUCGAGAGAACGCCCAGCAGGAGAUCGCUCUCGAGACCCGCUCCGGCACUUUCGUGCGCUCCGGUGGCAACUUCACCAUGAGGCGAUUUGACUUUCUCAAGGCGAGGUGAGCGCCAGUACUAUCAAUAGCCUAUUAAUUCGACGUAGAAAGAAACAAC
This is a messenger RNA of Micromonas commoda, 2169 nucleotides long. RefSeq lists its product as hypothetical. The transcript has 2 exons. NCBI's taxonomy places the organism in Eukaryota, Viridiplantae, Chlorophyta, Mamiellophyceae, Mamiellales, Mamiellaceae. Bases 1 to 2121 code for a protein of 706 amino acids. The record is from RefSeq and is a predicted model, not a curated record.